AUGAAGUACCUACCGAUCCGCGACUUCGAUACGGUCGCGAGCGCCCUGAACUUCAAUACACCAGACUGCAAUGUCACGGGUGGAUGCGACCUAUAUACCACCAAAUCCACCGGCGCCGAUAAGAAACUCUUCAAGACAAUCAACGAUGACCUGACAUCACAACACGAAGCGCUGCUGAAGCUCGGCGCCAGUCUGUCACCGCCCGACCGCGAAGCCAUGAUGGCAACUUCUCCAAAUAUGCAGCUGUUCUCGCACUCGAGCGCGUUCGGUCCCCUUUCCGAGCUGUCCAGCCGUCGUACCUUUGCCUACCUCAUCGCGACACUGAACGCCAGCCAUCAACACUACGACUUCUCUAAUGUUCUGAUGCCAGGUGACUUUAAGCGGGAGAAGAACCUACGGCGCGUCAUCGGCAAUCUCGACUCCAUCCUGCAGAACGUCCGACCACAUCCAGAUGUCCGACCGAGCGACAUCAACUCUUCAUCGCUUACGGACUCAGUCUGGGGGCCCCACUGUUGGGCCAUGAUCAACAAAGAAAUGCGACUUAAUGAGUGCACCGUCUUUUCCUACCAACCCGAGACCGACCCGUUUGAGGAGGAGGAAUCCGCCAUUUGGGCAAGUCACUACUUCUUCUUCAACCGGGCGUUGAAGCGUGUCGCCUACCUCUACGUGCGCGUUGUCCCCGUAGUCUCGUCGCAAUCACCAGUUCUGCGAGCCAGCAUGCCGGCAACCGACGGUCUUCGCAGCAAGAGGCCUUUGAGCAACCAUUUUGUCGACACUUCAAUGGGCAACAAGCGGGCCAAGUACUGGCUGGGCGAUCGUGAUGCCAGGGUCGUGCGCCACGACGAUGAUGACGAACAGAGCGACGGCUUCAACUGGAACCGCGGGGCAGACGGUGACCUCGUCCCAUUUUCAGAAGACGACUAUGGCGACGGCAACUAUUACUACGACGAAGACGAUGAAGACGACUCGAGUAGCGGCAAGGGUCCCAUGCGCGAAAUGUCAGAGGAGGUCGUGGCGCACAUGGAGAUCUAG
Messenger RNA from Verticillium alfalfae VaMs.102, 1032 nucleotides. RefSeq names its product mitogen-activated protein kinase MAF1. Bases 1 to 1032 code for a protein of 343 amino acids. NCBI's taxonomy places the organism in Eukaryota, Fungi, Ascomycota, Sordariomycetes, Glomerellales, Plectosphaerellaceae. Gene Ontology annotation, cellular component: nucleus. Gene Ontology annotation, biological process: negative regulation of transcription by RNA polymerase III. The transcript is spliced from 2 exons. Gene Ontology annotation, molecular function: RNA polymerase III core binding. The record is from RefSeq and is a predicted model, not a curated record.